Erinaceus europaeus (western European hedgehog) is the source of this 1594-nucleotide messenger RNA. RefSeq names its product argininosuccinate lyase (gene ASL). The record is from RefSeq and is a predicted model, not a curated record. NCBI's taxonomy places the organism in Eukaryota, Metazoa, Chordata, Mammalia, Eulipotyphla, Erinaceidae. Gene Ontology annotation, molecular function: argininosuccinate lyase activity. The transcript has 16 exons. Gene Ontology annotation, cellular component: cytosol. Bases 144 to 1538 code for a protein of 464 amino acids.
GGGACGCGGGCGGCCGGAGCCCGGGAGGCUGGGGCACGCGAACUGCGCCCGCCUGCACACCUCCAGAGGCCGAGCAGGUCAUCAGUCGGGUCUUAUCUUCCAGAUCCGGAGGACCGAGGCUCCCGGAGGAGGAACCGCCCAACAUGGCAUCGGAGAGUGGAAAGCUAUGGGGUGGCCGAUUUGUGGGUGCUGUGGACCCCAUCAUGGAGAAGUUCAACUCAUCUAUCACCUAUGACCGGAAACUGUGGGAGGUGGACGUGCAGGGAAGCAAGGCCUAUAGCCGGGGCUUGGAGAAGGCGGGGCUCCUCACCAAGGCUGAGAUGGACCGGAUACUCCAAGGCCUGGACAAGGUGGCUGAGGAGUGGGCCCAGGGCACCUUCAAGCUGAACCCCAACGAUGAGGACAUCCACACAGCCAACGAGCGGCGCCUGAAGGAGCUCAUCGGUGACACCGCAGGGAAGCUGCACACUGGCCGGAGCCGCAACGACCAGGUGGUCACAGACCUCAGGCUGUGGAUGCGGCAGGACUGCUCAGCCCUCUCUGCCCUCCUCCGGGAGCUCAUCAAAACCAUGGUGGAUCGGGCAGAGGCGGAGCGGGAUGUUCUCUUCCCAGGCUACACACAUCUGCAGAGGGCCCAGCCCAUCCGCUGGAGCCACUGGAUCCUGAGCCAUGCGGUGGCCCUGACCAGAGACUCUGAGAGGCUGCUGCAGGUACAGAAGCGGAUCGACGUCCUGCCCCUGGGGAGCGGGGCCAUUGCAGGCAAUCCUCUGGGUGUGGACCGGGAGCUGCUGCGAGCAGAACUGAACUUUGGGCACAUCACGCUCAACAGUAUGGACGCCACCAGCGAGCGCGACUUCGUAGCCGAGUUCCUGUUCUGGGCCUCGCUGUGCAUGACCCACCUCAGCAGGAUGGCCGAGGACCUCAUCCUCUAUGGCACCAAGGAAUUCAGCUUCGUGCAACUCUCUGAUGCCUACAGCACUGGCAGCAGCCUGAUGCCCCAAAAGAAAAACCCCGACAGCCUGGAGCUGAUCCGGAGCAAGGCGGGCCGCGUGUUUGGACGGUGUGCUGGGCUCCUGAUGACGUUGAAGGGUCUUCCAAGCACCUAUAACAAGGACUUACAGGAGGACAAGGAAGCUGUGUUUGAAGUGUCAGACACCAUGAGUGCUGUGCUGCAGGUGGCCACUGGCGUCAUCUCCACACUGCAGAUUCACCGUGAGAACAUGGAGAAGGCUCUGAGCCCCGACAUGCUGGCCACCGACCUUGCCUACUACCUGGUCCGCAAAGGGAUGCCCUUCCGCCAGGCCCACGAAGCUUCUGGCAAAGCCGUGUUCAUGGCCGAGACCAAGCGGGUCCCCCUGAGCCAGCUGUCGCUGCAGGAGCUCCAGACCAUCAGCCCCCUGUUUGCAGGUGACGUGAGCCACGUGUGGGACUACAGGCACAGCGUGGAGCAGUAUGCGGCCUUGGGUGGCACGGCGCGCGCCAGCGUGGAUUGGCAGAUUGCCCAGGUGCGAGCACUGCUGCGGGCACAGCAGGCCUAGGCCCCGCCCCGCCCCCACCUCCAAUAAAGACCCUGAGGGGGUAUGUGUCCUGUCCA